GUGACCAGUGGACCCUUGCCUCAGAGGUUGCAAAGUCUCUGUCCCUCCCUGUUGUGAGCUCUACUUCUCACUGGGUUAGGCUCUGCAAAGGUUAAUAAAUCCUACUCCAACAUAUUUGUGAGAGGUUGUAUAUAUUUUUCCAUAGAUUUCAGUCAGUACCAUAGAUUAAAUGUAGAAGAAAAUAUGAAAACCCAAAGAUCUUCUAAUGAGACAGACAAAAAAGACAUUCGCAAAAAUAUAAAAUGUUAAAGAUCUACACUUUUCAUUACCCUGAUUAUUUGCAGAAAUAGUCAUUUUUAUUCAAAACACUUUCUGUUAACACACAUCAGCUUAUUAAUAUUAUUCUAAACGAAAUAGUAACAUCAUUAAAAAUGGUUUUAUUACUAGUGUGGUAAAAAAUGAUAGUUAUAACCUCAUAAAUAAAAUUUUACCUGGAUCCCAGCUAGUUUGUAAGUCUUAUGUACAGUUUGAGAAUUGCUAUAUAAGUUCCUGGACUUGGACUUGGGAAAACAGUGACAAAGGUCUUGGUGCAGGAGAGCAAAUGGCUGUGUCUGGGGCUAGGAAAAUAACUGUUGGGGAUUCCCCAUCUCCCUCGGUUUCACUUCUCCCAGCUUGCAUAAUCAGUGACCCAUCCCCCAGGCCUUCCUCAUUGCCUGGAGCAUUUCUAGGAAGGCCAAUCAUCACCUGGACUCAUAUAUAAAGUCUCAGGGUGUCCACCGAUGUGCCAUGGAUCAGAUCUCCUCAGACCCAGCAGAUGCAAGUCAUGACUCCUCCAAACUUCCUGCUGCUCGUUGGGGCCCUAGCACUGACCGAGACCCGGGCAAGCUCUCACUCCAUGAAGCUCUUUGAAGCAGCAGUGUUCCUGCCUGGGCUUGGAGAAGCCCGGUAUAUUUCUGUGGGCUACGUGGACAACACGCAGAUCUGGAGGUUUGACAGCUACUCUGUGAGUCCAAGGGUAGAGCCUCGGGCGCCGUGGGUGGAGCAGGUCCGGCAGGAGGUUCUGGACGAGGAAACGCAGUUGCAAAGGAGCAACACACAGAGAUUCCGCGUGCACCUCAACACCCUGCGCAGCUACUACAAUCAGAGCGAGGCUGGGUCUCACAGCUUCCAGAGGAUGUGUGCUUGCGAAGUGGGACCUGACCAGCGCCUCCUCCGCGGAUAUGAUCAGUACGCCUACGACGGCGCAGAUUACAUCACCCUGACUGAGGACCUGCGCUCCUGGACAGCGGCGAACCCGGCCGCUCAGAUCACCCAGCGCGAGUGGGAGGCCAGCAGAAAGGCAAAGCAGUUCAGGAAGCUCCUGGAGGACAGAUACGUGGAGCUGCUCCUCAGACUCCUGGAGUACGGAAAGGAGGUGCUGCAGCACACAGGUCCCCCAAAGACACAUGUGACCCACCACUCCAUCUCUGAGCAUGGGGUCACCCUGAAUUGCUGGGCCCUGGGCUUCUACCCUGCAGACAUCACCCUGACCUGGCAGCGAGAUGGGGAGGACCUGACCCAGGACACAGAGCUGGUGGAGACCAGGCCUGGGGGCAAUGGAACCUUCCAGAAGUGGGCGGCUGUGGUGGUACCUUCUGGAGAGGAGCAGAGAUACACAUGCCAUGUGCAGCAUGAGGGGCUGCUGGAGCCCCAAGUCCUGAGAUGGGUGCCCCCUCCUCAGUCCUCCAUUCCCACCGUGGGCAUCAUUGCUGGCCUGGUUCUCCUUGGAGCUGUGCUCACUGGAGCUGUGGUGGCUGCAGCUGUGAUGUGGAGGAAGGAGCGCUCAGGUAGG
Molecule: messenger RNA, 1771 nt
Organism: Talpa occidentalis (Iberian mole)
Lineage: Eukaryota; Metazoa; Chordata; Mammalia; Eulipotyphla; Talpidae
Product: class I histocompatibility antigen, Gogo-OKO alpha chain-like
Exons: 5
Biological process (GO): antigen processing and presentation of endogenous peptide antigen via MHC class Ib; immune response; positive regulation of T cell mediated cytotoxicity
Cellular component (GO): external side of plasma membrane
Molecular function (GO): signaling receptor binding; peptide antigen binding
Source: RefSeq, a predicted model, not a curated record